AUUAUAAGCCUACUCCUAAAGCAUCAUCCCAUCUCGCAUAUCCAAGAUCCGAAUCUCAUUCUCCGAUCGACGUUCUCACCAGAUCUCUUUACCUGAUCUAACCCCCACCGCACACACCAUGGCCUUCGAACGAAUUCUCUUGGGGAUGGGCAAUCCUCUCCUCGACAUUUCAGCUGUUGUGGACCAAGACUUUUUGGACAGAUAUGACGUCAAGUUGAACAACGCGAUCCUCGCGGAGGACAAGCACUUACCAAUGUAUGAAGAAAUGGCUUCCAUGUAUAAUGUGGAUUACAUUGCUGGAGGUGCUACCCAAAAUUCAAUCAGAGUUGCACAGUGGAUGCUUCAAAUUCCUGGUGCAACAGGAUACAUGGGCUGCAUUGGAAAGGACAAGUUUGGAGAGGAAAUGAAGAAGAACUCAAAAGCUGCUGGCAUUAACGUUCAAUAUCUUGAGGAUGAGACUACACCAACAGGAACUUGCGCUGUUUGUGUUGUUGGUGGCGAAAGGUCACUUAUUGCGAAUCUGUCAGCUGCAAAUUGCUACAAAUCUGAGCAUUUGAAGAGACCAGAGAAUUGGGUAUUAGUUGAGAAGGCCAAAUACUUUUAUAUUGCUGGCUUUUUCCUCACUGUAUCGCCAGAUUCCAUACAGCUUGUUGCUGAACAUGCAGCUGCAAACAACAAGGUCUUUAUGAUGAAUCUUUCUGCUCCAUUUAUUUGUGAGUUCUUCAAGGAUGCACAGGAGAAAGCUCUUCCGUAUAUGGACUAUGUCUUUGGCAAUGAGACAGAGGCAAGAACCUUCUCAAAAGUUCAUGGCUGGGAGACUGAUAAUGUUGAAGAGAUAGCUUUGAAGAUUUCCCAGUGGCCAAAAGCAUCUGGAACACACAAGAGAAUCACUGUUAUCACUCAGGGGGCAGACCCAGUGGUUGUUGCUGAAGAUGGGAAAGUAAGGAAAUUCCCUGUAAUAUUGCUACCAAAGGAAAAGCUUGUUGAUACAAAUGGAGCAGGUGAUGCAUUUGUCGGAGGAUUUCUUUCCCAGCUGGUUCAGGAGAAGCCCAUUGAAGAUUGUGUGAGAGCCGGUUGUUAUGCAGCCAAUGUUAUCAUCCAAAGGUCUGGCUGCACAUACCCAGAAAAGCCUGAUUUCAACUAAGCCACUCCCUGAUUGGUCCCUCGUGUUAUUUUCAAAAUUUUGGUUGUCAAGUACCGUUUGAUUUGAUCUCCUUUCUAUGGUUAUAUUUUUUUUUUGGAACAAAUACGCAAGGGACCAGAUUCGAACUCGAACCGUUGCUCUGGGAGUGGAGGAAUGCACUUAUAGGUGGCCUGACGCCACUGGCCCAAAGGCCCAAGUGCCCCUUCUAUGCUUAUUAUUUGCUGAUUAUUGCUAUGGCAGUUUGCAUUAGCCAAAGAAAACUGUUAUAUGUGGUGACUAUAAUUUGAUCUCAAUGGUGGAGAAACUCAAUUAUUUACCUUCUAGUAUUUUCCGAUCUUACCUUAAAAACCAUUUCUGUUGCAGGAUGCUUAAUCUUAAUAUAGUUAAUAUGUUGUG
Rubroshorea leprosula is the source of this 1540-nucleotide messenger RNA. The record is from the annotation of a GenBank genome assembly. NCBI's taxonomy places the organism in Eukaryota, Viridiplantae, Streptophyta, Magnoliopsida, Malvales, Dipterocarpaceae.